Molecule: messenger RNA, 1770 nt
Organism: Osmerus eperlanus (European smelt)
Lineage: Eukaryota; Metazoa; Chordata; Actinopteri; Osmeriformes; Osmeridae
Product: protein SFI1 homolog
Exons: 11
Coding region: 1-1770 (589 amino acids)
Source: RefSeq, a predicted model, not a curated record
AUGGAGACUUCAUUUGAGGUGCCUGAUGUUCGAAGGAACUUUGAAACAGCACAGAACCUGUUCUGCGAGAAAAGACUUGUUGCAAAGCAGCCUGACGCCACAGAGAUUUGCCGUUCCAACCCUGCAGAGACAACAGAGAAAAGGUUCCUGGAACUGUAUACAUUCAGAGUUCAGCAGAGCUGCUUCAGGGUCUGGGUGCUCCAGUGGAGGUCAUCCGCACAGGCCAGACAUCAGCAUAGGAAGCACCUACUGACCACCGGCCUGUCUGCUCUCAGAUGGAUGGUCCUGACACGCCGUGCCCAGGCUGACACUCUGGCCAGGAGGAGGGAGGCCCUGACCCUUGCCAAGGCCUUCCAUCAGUGGAAGAGGCAUGUGGAGGAGAGAGGAUGCUCCAACAUGGACGUCCAGAGUGAGGCAGAGGUGAAGAGCCUGCGUAGGAGGCUGGCCCCGCCCAGCGAUACUCUGGUCCUGAGGACGGCCUACUGCGCCUGGCAGAGCCACCUCCAGGGCCUGCAGCUGCGCAGGGCAGCGCUCAUCCACUACCAUCUGACUCUGAUGUACAAGCACUGGCUGCUAUGGAGGCAGGCUGGGUGGAAGUGUCAGGCUGUGGUGCUACAGGGGCAGCGGGCAGGGCAGCUCUGGGAGAGCAGGCUGAAGAGACGGGCCUACACCGUGUGGAGCUCCUCCUGCACCGCUGCACAGCAGGCGACGCAACAUCAGAGGAGGUCCUGUCUGGCUGCAGCGUGGAGGGUGUGGCGAGCCCAGGCUACACUGAGGGAGGACAUGUGGUUAGUUCUGACCAAUCAGAAUGCUGGUAUUCACAAGGAGAGCCUAUUGCGGCACAGCAUCCAGCUGUGGAGAGAGAAGGCAGAGCAGAGGAGAAGACAGAAAGAGAGUCGACGAGAUAUCAGCAAGAGGGUGGCCCAGUGCUGGCGCCUGUACGUACACCGCUCACGGCUGCAGCGUGUAUGUGUGGAGGCUGAUCAGAUACUCUCCAGGCACACGUUAGCAGUGGCAUUUGAAAGGUGGCGUCAGAGGAAGGCCAUCGCCAAAGCGGCUCACAGAUGGCUGCAGGGAGGACGCCAUCUGCUGGAGAGGAUGGGACUGCAGACGGUGUUCACACGCUGGCGUCGUACAGCAUGCGCCUGGAGAGGGGCACGGGCCCUGCUGGAGACACGGACACAGACACAACUCUCAAAGAUCCUGAAGGGCUGGCACGGCGUUGCCGAGCGAAAGGCGGUGUGUUUGAGGUACUGCUGCAGGAGAGAGCGCCUGACAGCCGCACACGCUCUGAGGACCUGGGCGAGGGCCAGGGAGGUGCGUGUGCGACACACACACCUCCUCACACACCUGCUGGAGACCAGGAGGAGGGCGGGCCGACAGACUCAGACAGAUCUUGUUGGCAGUAUUCCAGCUCCAUUGAGCUUGCCUCCCAGGUUGUCCAGCGCCACUGGCAGACUGGAGAGUGUGUAUGACAUUCUGAAGCUCCAGAUGAGCUUCCACAACUGGAGGAAGCAGAGAAUUAAAGUCAAACGGGCCAGACUGUACUGCAGUGCCUUACAGCAGAAGCAGGCCAGGUUGGUGCUCCAACAUUGGCAUGGUGUAGCAGAGGAGGUCCAGGAGUCCCAGGUGCUCCGGUGCAGGACCAGCCUGGCCGCGCUGGGCAACACCUUCACCUCCCCCACAUGCUUGGAGAGCAGCACGGGGUCCACACAACAGGUGCUUUACUUACACUGUUUCUCCGACAUUUCACCUGUGUUGCCAACCUGA